This is a messenger RNA of Hevea brasiliensis (rubber tree), 2143 nucleotides long. RefSeq names its product protein PLASTID TRANSCRIPTIONALLY ACTIVE 10. The record is from RefSeq and is a predicted model, not a curated record. The transcript has 12 exons. Gene Ontology annotation, molecular function: RNA binding. NCBI's taxonomy places the organism in Eukaryota, Viridiplantae, Streptophyta, Magnoliopsida, Malpighiales, Euphorbiaceae. The coding region runs from base 30 to 2072 and encodes 680 amino acids. Gene Ontology annotation, cellular component: chloroplast; plastid-encoded plastid RNA polymerase complex.
GAGAGUCUAUCCACAGCCAUUCCCACCAAAUGCAAGUCCUCCAGACCUCUUAUCUCUUCUCUUUACCUAAACCCCUAAACCCUACCCAUAACCACCGUUCCCACCGUCACCACCACUGCAUUUACCAUCCUUUUUCCUCCCAAACUAUAUCAUCCUCCUCCACCACCGCCUCAACACCUCCAAAAUGCUUCAGCUCCGACGAAUUCCCUGUGGACGACACCUUUGUCCAAACAUUCGGUCCCAGAGACGGCGCAAAAGAAGAGGAAUGGCGCCGUAAGAACUGGAUCGAGCGAGGAUGGGCCCCCUGGGAGGAAAUUCUCACUCCCGAAGCCGACUUCGCCCGCAAGUCCCUCAAUGAAGGCGAAGAGGUUCCGCUCCAGUCGCCGGAAGCCAUCGAAGCUUUCAGAAUGCUUUCUCCAAAGUACCGACUCAAAAAGAUUAAAGAAAUGGGAUUGACCGAAGACGAGUGGUACAGGAAGCAGUUCGAGAUCAAGGGGGAGAUUCCGGAAAAGCUCGAGACGAUUUGGGCGGGGCCUUUGGUUUUGAGGCACGUGCCCCCUAGAGAUUGGCCUCCCAGAGGUUGGGAGGUCGAUAGGAAGGAGCUGGAGUUUAUAAGGGAAGCGCACAAGUUGCUGUCCGUCAGAGUGGUGGUGGAGGAAUUGGACAGUAUGGAAACUACUGAUACUGAAGGGAUGUGUUUGGAUAGGUAUAAGAUGUUUCUGAAGCAAUACAAUGAAUGGGUUGCUGCAAAUAAGGAUAGAUUAGAAGAGGAAUCUUAUAAGCAAGACCAAGAUUAUUAUCCUGGUAGAAGGAAAAGAGGAAAAGACUACAAAGAGGGCAUGUACGAACUUCCAUUUUAUUACCCAGGGCAGAUUUGUGCGGGAAUAGUGACCACUAUACAUCUAUAUCAAGGAGCCUUUGUUGAUAUCGGAGGUGUACAUGAUGGGUGGGUUCCUAUCAGAGGAAAUGAUUGGUAUUGGAUCCGCCAUCACAUAAAAGUUGGCAUGCACGUUUUUGUAGAAAUUCUGGCAAAGCGAGAUCCGUACCGUUUUCGAUUCCCUAUUGAAAUGCGUUUUGUAUGGCCUAACAUAGAUCACCUUAUCUUCAACAGAUUUGAAUUUCCCCCAAUCUUUCAUCGUGAUGAGGAUACCAACCCAGAUGAAUUACGGCGUGAUUGUAGAAGACCUCCUGUUCCUAGAAAAGAUCCAGGAGCAAAACCAGAAGAGGAACCACUAUUAUCAAAUCACCCUUAUGUUGAGAAGUUGUGGCAAAUCCAUGUUGCUGAGCAAAUGAUUUUGGAUGAUUGGGAAACUAGUCCUGAGAAAUACAAGGGUAAAAAACUAUCUGAAUUAACUGAUGAUGAAGAUUUUGAUGAACAAAAUAGUGUUGAAUAUACCACAGCUCAUUACAAGAAAACCUUAUUGCCAAAAAUAAUUAUGAAACAAAGUGUUAAAGAACUUGACUUGGAAGCAGCGUUAGCUGAGCGAGAGCUUCACAAUAAACUAAGGAAGGAAGCACAGGAAAGAGGAGAAAAUUAUAAAAUUGCCAAGCUGAGGCGAAAUAUCGAAAUGGAUGAGUAUGAUUUAAUGCAUUGGCGUCGAUCAUAUGAGGAAAGAGAAGCUUUGAUCAGAGACAUCAGCUGCCGCCAAGCUCUUGGUUUGCCAUUGGAAGAACCAGGGAAGUAUAAGCCAGCAAGCUAUUUUGGGAAGGAUCAGUAUGAUCCUGAUAAUCCUUUAUACCGAUAUGAUUACUGGGGAGAACCAAAGAACUCAGAAAAGAGUAAGCAAGAGAGAAUGACAGAUGCUCACAACAAAUCUAUCGUGGGCAAGGGUACUGUGUGGUAUGAAAUGUCUUAUGAAGAUGCCAUCAAGCAGCGGAUGCAAAGAGAAUCUCGUUCAAAGGGAAUGAAGCAAAGAGAGGAUGAAGAUUCGGAUGGGGAUCACAGAAAUGAGGAUGAGGAUGACGACUUUGAUUACAGCAUUUUAAGUGACUUGAAUGACAUUUCAAAUCAACCACUUGUAAAUGGUACUAAAUCUCCUGGAUUAUCAGAUGAGGGAAUGUUUGAGAGUUAAAGCUUUGAUACAAUGCUAUGUAAUUCCAGUUAUUGACAUGGUAAAUGAAACGUAAAAGCUUACAUCCCAAA